AUGAAAAAUCAUUAUCAUACAUUAGGAUUGUAAAGAGAUGCCGAAUAGUAACAAAUUAAAGAAGCUUAUCAUAAAUUGGCAUUAGAAUGUCAUCCAGUAUUAUAAUAUUAUUUAAACUAAGUUAGGAUAAGAAUACAAAUAAUAGAACAUAAGCUAUUGUCUAAUUUUAACAGAUUAGUGAAGCUUAUAGCACAUUAUCUAAAUAAGAUUCAAAAAAAAUAUAUGAUUAUAAUCUUGAUAGAAGAGAAAUUAUAAGAAAUUUAAAUAAAAGAUAAUAAGAGUAAGAUUAGAAAUUAUAUAAUGAAUUAUCAAAAGAAUUUCAUUUAUCUGAUACUUAUUUAACCAAAGAUGAAUAAGAUACUAUAAACAAGUUUAUGACUAGAAUGGAUAAGUAAAGUAAACGGAUCAAAAAAAAAUAAUGA
This is a messenger RNA of Paramecium sonneborni, 422 nucleotides long. The record is from the annotation of a GenBank genome assembly. Lineage: Eukaryota; Ciliophora; Oligohymenophorea; Peniculida; Parameciidae.